Molecule: messenger RNA, 1403 nt
Organism: Monosiga brevicollis MX1
Lineage: Eukaryota; Choanoflagellata; Craspedida; Salpingoecidae
Exons: 4
Coding region: 6-1403 (465 amino acids)
Cellular component (GO): mitochondrion
Molecular function (GO): metal ion binding
Source: RefSeq, a predicted model, not a curated record
GCAUCAUGUCUGUCAUUGCCUCUGCUGCCCGCGUUCGGCCCCAGGUUGCCGCUGCCCAGCGGCUCUAUGCCUCGGCGGUCUCCGCUACCGAUGCCUUCCCUGGUACCCCCUCGGUCACGGGCACCGUGCCCGCUUUUGGCAGCAUCGAGACCACCCGCCUCAACAACGGCGUGGUGAUUGCUACCCAGGACAAUGGUGGUGUUGCUUCGGCCAUGACCAUUGCUGUCGGCGCUGGCAGCCGCAACGAGACUGCCGCCACUUUUGGUGCCACUCACUUCCUCCGCAACCUUGCCUUUACGACGACGCAGCAGCGCUCGGCGGUCAAGAUUACCCGCGAGUCUGAGCUUCGUGGUGCUCAGCUUUCUGCCACCAGCGCACGUGAUCACUUGCAGUACAACGCUCGCUUCCUCCGCUCCGACACCGCCUUCGUGUCCGAGCUUGUGGCGGAAACCGUCGCGACACCCAGCCUUGAGGAGUGGGUUGUCGCCGGUCAGCGUGCUCGCGUGUCCGGUGAUGUGGCCGCCAUGGCCGCCAACGGCUACGUGGCCCUGAUCGAUGAUGUGCACCGCGCUGCGUUCCGUGGUACUCCUCUGGGUCGCCCCAUCGUUUGCCCUGCCUCGAGCAUCAACAAGGUCUCUGCCGAGUCCGUGAUCGACUUCCGUAACCAGCUCUUUGCUGGCUCCAACGUUGUGGUGAGCGCCGUCAACGUUGAUCACCAGGCCGUGGUGGAUGCCGUGUCGGACCUGCUUGGCGGUCUGGCCGCCGUCAGCGUUGACCAAACCCAGUCGCAGUACUUUGGCGGUGACUCUGUCAUCCCCACCGAUGAUGCUCAGACCAACGUUGUGAUUGGUUUCAAGGCCCCUGCUGCCGGUGCCAGCGAUGCCCUGGCCGCUCUGGUGGCUCGCAACCUUCUCGGUGGCAACGGAUCCGCUCUCAAGUGGAGCUCCGAUGCCACUGCCUCUCGCAUCGGCGCCGAGGCCGCCAAGGCAGCCUCCGGCCCCUUCCAGGCCUCGGCCUUUGCCAGCCUGUACUCGGACAUUGGUCUGGUCGGCGUGCACGUGACGGCCAACACCGUUGAUGUGAAGCCUGUUGUGUCGGGUGCCGUUGAGGGCAUCAAGGCCGUUGUCGGUGGCAAGUUCACUGACGAAGAGUUUGCCGCUGCCAAGGCCCAGCUUAAGCAGUCAAUCCUGAUUGACUCCGCUGCUGGUCGUGCCCAGGACAUUGCUGCCCAGCUGCUCAACGCCGCUGCUGUCGAGACCCCCGAAGCGGUUGCCAGCCAGGUUGACAAUGUCUCCAAGGACCAGGUUGCCGCUGUUCUCAAGAGCUUCACUGCUCAGCGCCCCGUCUUCGCUGCCCGCGGCAACGUUGACAACCUGCCCUAUUUGGACACCCUCGGCCUUUAA